CUUUUUUCUUCUGGCUGGCUGAGCAUUUUUAAAAUCAUGCAACAUGAAUUUAACUAACAGCACUGGAGCAGAGGGUCUCGCGCCCUGGAACUUCAACGGCUCGUUGAGCAACGUAUCCAGUGAUGCCAACUUCAGUUGUGACAGCGGCAGCACCAAUGGCUCAUGUGUAGCGGUUGAGGCAGACGGCGACAGCCCCUACAAGACGGUGGAGAUGGUCUUCAUCGCACUGGUCACAGGAUCCCUCAGUUUUGUCACCGUUGUGGGCAACAUCCUCGUCAUGCUCUCAAUAAAGGUCAAUCGACAUCUCCAGACCGUCAACAACUACUUCCUCUUCAGCCUGGCCUGUGCAGAUCUCAUCAUCGGUGUGUUCUCCAUGAACCUUUACACCGUCUACAUCAUCAAGGGCUACUGGCCGCUCGGCCCUGUUGUGUGUGACCUGUGGCUCGCGCUGGAUUACGUGGUCAGCAACGCUUCUGUCAUGAACCUGUUAAUCAUCAGCUUCGACCGAUACUUCUGUGUGACCAAACCCCUGAGUUAUCCCACACGCAGAACCACCAAGAUGGCCGGCCUCAUGAUCGCCUCCGCCUGGAUCCUGUCUUUCAUCCUGUGGGCUCCCGCUAUCCUGUUCUGGCAGUUCAUCGUCGGAGAACGGACCGUAGCGCCUGGCGAAUGUUACAUCCAGUUCCUUUCCAACCCCGCGGUCACGUUCGGCACGGCCAUCGCUGCGUUCUACCUGCCAGUGGUCAUCAUGACGGUGCUUUAUGUGCACAUCUCUCUGGCCAGCCGCAGCCGUGUGUCCAAGCAGAAGCCUGAGGCCAAGAAGGAGAAGAAAGGCCCGAAGUCUAGUGGGCUACUCAAGAGUAACAUCUUAAAGCAGAACAACAACAACCAGUCUCCUCCUAAGCCCAGCCUGGAUACCUGUUCUACGGUGGACACCAUGAAGAACGGCAAACUAGAUGAGUCUGUGGUGUCCGCUAAAGCCGACUCCUGCGUGCAGCCAGAGGAGAAGGAGAGCUCAAAUGAGUCCAGCACGGCCAGCAUAGCACCUAAAGAGCCUAAAGAACGAGCGAACAGUGAGGCGACUUCAGAGGCCGGUCUGACACCCGCUCCGGCAGCCGCCCCUAAAGUCAACCCUCAAUCCAAAUGGUCCAAGAUCAAGAUAGUCACCAAACAAGCAGGAGACGAGUGCAUCACAGCCAUCGAGAUCGUCCCACCAAACAGUACCGGCGAGAGGCGCUCCAUCCCCGUGAGCCGUCCCCGCACGGUGGUGCGCAAGUUUGCCAGCAUCGCCCGCAGCCAGGUGAAGAGGAAAAGGCAGAUGGCGGCACGAGAGAAGAAAGUGACAAAGACAAUCUUCGCCAUCCUGCUGGCCUUUAUUAUCACAUGGACGCCAUACAAUGUGAUGGUUUUAAUCAGCACGUUCUGCCAUUCGUGCGUUCCAGACACAGUCUGGGCCAUUGGCUACUGGCUCUGCUACGUCAACAGCACCAUCAACCCCGCUUGCUAUGCACUCUGUAACGCCACCUUCAAAAAGACCUUCAAAAACCUGCUCAUGUGCCAGUAUAAGAACAUCGGCACCAGAUGAACUAAGGGAAGAAGCAGCCAGCGGAGAUGGAGGGUAUGAUAUGGAAGGUACAAUGGCUGUCCCGGCUCUUCUGGCCCUGAUACCUUUGAAACUUUGGAAGGCACUGUGCAGUACAUUGUGAGGCUUCAUAGUCCCAUAACGCUGAAACAGUGUGUCAUAACCAAAAGUUUAUGUUUUAAGGAAUCAGUGUUUACAAGAAGAUGAUGGAACAAUGGACAAGAGACUGAAUCACUGAAGAAAUCAAGCUGAGGUCAUGAAGCAAAUGACUUUUCCAGUAAUCUGAUCAUUGCUGCACUGCUAAGACCACUGGAAUUUUGCAGUACAGUAAUGUGAAGAUGACAUUGCUUUAGAGAGGACAGUCAUGGCUCAUUAUUCCCAAAAGUGAAGAGAGAGAAUCGCAGCAAAUAUAACCCAAAAGAGACUUGAUGAAUUACAGGAUUUUAUUGAUUCACUUAAAUUCCCAGUACAGCACAAAUGGUAUCAAUCAAGUCCUUUUGGUUAGUAUUAACACUGUUUCUGACCCAGACUUCUGUGACAGGAUGCAGAUUCGUCAUACAGAGGUGAAGAAGAUGUGAUUGGAGAACAUAUCACAACCAGAACCGAUAACAUAUGGAAAAGCUUCCUGUUUGACUGUCCCAGAAAGCAUAGUUCUCCCGAGUGAG
Sinocyclocheilus anshuiensis is the source of this 2247-nucleotide messenger RNA. RefSeq names its product muscarinic acetylcholine receptor M4. The transcript is spliced from 2 exons. The coding region runs from base 44 to 1585 and encodes 513 amino acids. Lineage: Eukaryota; Metazoa; Chordata; Actinopteri; Cypriniformes; Cyprinidae. Gene Ontology annotation, cellular component: dendrite; synapse; plasma membrane. Gene Ontology annotation, molecular function: G protein-coupled acetylcholine receptor activity; G protein-coupled serotonin receptor activity. Gene Ontology annotation, biological process: G protein-coupled receptor signaling pathway, coupled to cyclic nucleotide second messenger; chemical synaptic transmission; regulation of locomotion. The record is from RefSeq and is a predicted model, not a curated record.